AUGGCAAAAUGGAAGCGCCCCUCCGGGCCACCCAUGGUGAUGGGGCUGGAGUCCAGCAGCGACUCCUCAGCCGGCAGUCCUGGGAGAACUGGCCAGAGGCAUUCCAGUGCCCAGGGCCUCCUGGGGCAGGACUUUCCGAGGAGGAGGUGCAGCGGGAGCCCUUGGGCUGGGGUUUCUGGACCCUUUAAGCAGGAAGAGGCACGUGCGUUGGGGGCAGGUGAGAGAAGGCACACUGUCCGAAGGCUCGACCUUGGAGCAAGAGGGGACGGGAACCGGGCGGAGCCUGCGCGGACGGCCGGUCGGGGCGGGGGCCGGGAGGCGAGGAGGAGCGCGCGGCGGGGACGAUCGGGGGCAAGGGGCGCUGUGGGCAGGGGGCCCUCCACACCGCCCUCCCUGGCCGACCCUGCGGCACUCCUGCUGAUGUCACCAAACAGCAGAGUCCCCGGCCCGGGGCCCACCUCUCUCCACAUCCUUGAACUUGAUGGUUCUGCGCCGGGGCAGCCGGGGGCCGGUGGCCACCUCAGCCAGAAGCGCGGGGCCACAGAAGUUCAGGCUGCUGCCCCGGUUCCUGAGCACCAGCUUCAGCUCCUGGUUCUCCUGGAUGAGCUGCACCAGCCGCCGCAACUCCUCGUUCUCCUGUGCCAGCCGUUGGAUCUCCUGCCGCAGGCCCUCGUAGCUGCUGAGGAGGGACAUGCCCGGCAGCGGCCUGCUCACUGCAGUUUCCACUUGUUAGCCAGUAGGGCAGAGGAACCUGGGAAAGAUGAGAUAAGAAGACAAGGCCUUCCCCUCAACACCCAGCCAUGGGUGCGGGGGUCACUCUGGGCAGGGCAGGCUCCCACUGGCCGAGGGUGAGAUGCCAGGCAGAAGGACUAGCAGCUCCACAGCACGGCGGAGCAGGCAGACUCUCCUGGACACCGAGCGUGGAGUCGAGGAGGACAGUGGAGGUCUCAGUGAGGAGAAGUUAUCUAAGAGUUCAGACACGUUACCAGAAACGUGAAGGCUUAAAACAGCAGCUCUUCCAGCCCUAAAGGCCAGAAGUACAAACUGAGUCCUAUGGGCUAAAAGAACAGACAGUUCCUUCCGGAGGGUCCUGGGGAGUUUGUUCCUUGCUGUGGCCAGUGGCCAGCACUCCCUGGCUUGAGGCCGCCUCACUCCACAACUCUGCCGCCAAGGUCACCUCUCCUGCUCUUCUGCACCCAAAUACCCCUUUGCUGCUACCUUGAAAGGACCCUCAUGUUUCCAUAGGGGCCCCCUGGAUACUCCAGCACAUGCGCUCCUUCUCAAGACCCUUAGCUUAAUCAUAUCUGCAGAGUUCCUUCUGCCACAGAAGGUGACAUUCAUGCUCUCCAGGAAUCAGGACCCAGCUAUCUCUGGGGGUAUUUUUCAGCCUAUUAUGCCAGCUGAACGUGGGGCAGACUUGAAAGUGUUCCCCAGGUGCACCCUGAUUCAUCAGCAAAGGACAGCUCACCACUGGCUCAGGAGCUGAAGCACAACCUUUGCCCAGUUGGUGGCUGAACGCUCCGCUGACUCAGAUUUGACUUCUCAGCAGCCGGGCUUGAGUGUAAGAAGGGGGAGGUGGGGGGCUGAGUAGUGAGGUCAGAAGUUGCGCACCAUGGAGGAACAGACUCCACAGAACCGCUCCCAACGAGCCCCAGAACUAAUGAACUAAUAGCAACAGCAACAAGGGCAAGUAGGAGCCCGCUGGUCACAGCCCAGAGUUUCUGAAACACAUCAAUAACUCUGCCAACUGGCCGCUGACCCCUCUUAGGAUGGGCCACCACUGAGAUGCAUCCGUGCUGUCCAGGGGAUCUGGGGCAAGGGCCAGAUUCACUGUGAAGUCACGAGGCUCAGGAUCCCUCCAGGUCAGGGCCUCAGCAGAGUGUUCACAGGAUUGCACACUGUAAAAUUUCCAAAAGCAUGUCAUCACAGUGAGGUUAAUUCUGUCUCUUCCCACUGCACCCGGCAUUGUGUCAUUUCUUCCCCUGCUGUUGGGGACAGGUGGGGGCAUGGUGGGCUCUGCUCAGGCAGGCUAAGGUGGGAGCAGCCGCUCCCUUGUGUCGUUAGGGAUCGCUGUUGUUAUGGUACAGAAGUGGCUCCCAGGAACACAGCCGCCCCUCUGAGCUGUGCAUCACCAACAUCGGGCUAAUGGAGUUGGCUAAUGUCUUCAACUCAAAAAACAUCUAAAAUGUGGUAAACAGGCCAUAAGGCCCUGAAAUCUUAGGGCUCAUAUGUAAAAGAAAUCUGAUAGAGGUUUUCUCAAAUUUAACAAUUCUGAGAAUGUACACAAUGUUGAUAAAGGUAAUAUUAGAUAAUAUUAGAUAAAGCUACCAUCUGGUAGCUCAGAUGGUAAAGAAUCUGCCUGCAACGCAGGAGACCAGGAUUCGAUCCUUGGGUCGGGAAGAUCCCUUGGAGAAGGGAAAGGCUACUCACUCCAGUAUUCUAGCCUGGAGAAUUCC
Molecule: messenger RNA, 2456 nt
Organism: Cervus elaphus (red deer)
Lineage: Eukaryota; Metazoa; Chordata; Mammalia; Artiodactyla; Cervidae
Exons: 5
Coding region: 1-852 (283 amino acids)
Source: RefSeq, a predicted model, not a curated record